AUGACACAACGCUGCCAUCCGGCCAUCUUCGACUACGGGAUCGAUCGGAAAAUGACCAGCUACUUCUGGCGACCAUGUUUGGGCCAAGGCCCGACGUCCCCAGUUCCUCACGACGCCGAAGUGAGCUCGAGAAGGGAGAAUGAGGGUUUAGCCUUCCGACGUCGAUUCCAGUGGUCGUUGACAUCAAUUAAGGGAAAAUAA
Molecule: messenger RNA, 201 nt
Organism: Prunus armeniaca (apricot)
Lineage: Eukaryota; Viridiplantae; Streptophyta; Magnoliopsida; Rosales; Rosaceae
Source: the annotation of a GenBank genome assembly